AUGGACAUGUUGCAUACUCGUGGCCAGUGGCUGGGUACACUCCGGCCAUACAGCGACGCCUGGGACAUCUUCCGAGAUCUUCCAAUGCUCUGGGCCUCCCUGCGCUUCUUGCUCCGUUUCUUGACAAGGCCUCUGUCGGAGUUCAGCACCGAGGCCGAUUCGGCUCCGUACUUUGGGCUGUUGCUACGUCUUUGUGCUACGCAGCUGUGUUUCCAGACCCUGAGUCGAGACGACCUCGCUGCACUGCUGACGCAUGCUGUCAAAGCCUACGGCAUCGUCGUUCUGUUGCGCUUCGUGAUCACCGGCAUCGGAUACUUGCCCGCUCUCCUGCAACUCGCCAAGGUUCCAGAGCCGCAACGGAAGGACUGGCGUGAGAGGUGCGAGGCGUGCUGCGCAUGGCUGCGCAGGUGCAGCAGGGCCCUGGCUGUACGUCUGGACGAGCCCCUGGCGAUGUGCAUGGCCUCGUUUCGGGAGAACUGCCACUUCCUUCUGUCUAUGCUGAUCAUCAUUGCAGCGCUCGUGUUCACUCUCAACUUCGUUAGCUUCCUUACCUUCGCAUUGAGGCGUGAAGCUGUGGUCAUCGCAGGGACAUUGCAAGAGCUCAUGCGGCAACAUGAAGCAUACCAGGCGCUGAUGCAGAAGGUUGCCAGCCUUGCAAAGCAAACUGGUGUGGGCCCCACACAGGACGUCUCAGGGCUCGUUCUUGCAGUCCGAUCCCAAAUAGAGGCCGCCUUGCCAAACUUGGAGAAAGUCCUGGCGCAGCACAUUCCCAACUUUCAAGCUUUCAAGUAUGUCCUGUACGAUGCCUGGAACGACAACGACAGCGACGACUGGCUCGAUGGGCCAACGAGCGCUUCCUGGGACAUGCAAAAGACCUGCGAAGAUGCCAUCGCCGUCGGGGCAUCCUGCGGACCAGGCUUGGAUGCAAGUCUGCCCAUGAAGCAAAUGCUCCAAAACACUACGGCAGUCCUCCGACACCUGGCCGGCGGGAAUGUGAGCGGUGCGGCUUCCCUUCUUCCCUUCGUCUACUCCGAGGUGGCAGCCGUGUCCUCGAUGAUGGGCCUGGGAGAAGGCGGGGCCCAGCAAAGCAGCACGGCGGAGGCUCUGAAGGAUGGUGCCGCCUACGGCGGGACUCUCUUGGCCAAGUUUACUUACAGCGUUCCCUUGGCCCUGCUGGACACACUCGCCUCCGCUUCCUCGUUGCUGGGCCAGGCUGUGGUCUUUGUGACGGCCCUCUUCUACCUUCUUUCGGCCAAGGAGUCCUGCCUCGCUGUUGUCGGGGAGUUUCUGAGGGUCAUCGACCAGAAGCAGGUCAUCUUCCGAAUCAGCGAACGAGUUAUGCGAGCUGUGCUAGUCUCUGCGAUGAAGAUGUCAGCGUUUCAUGCUCUCUUCACUUGGUUGCUGUAUUCCUUCGGUGAGCUCCCAGUCGUCGUGGUCCCGACAGUCCUUUCCGCCGUCCUGGCCUUGGUGCCCAAGGUUUCGCCGGUGUGGAGUGUUUCUAUUUGGGCCUCCGUGUAUCUCUGGUGGCAGGGCGACAAGGCUUGGGCCAUCGUGUAUGGUGCCCUGAACUUCGCCGUCUGGUUUCAGGUCCCCACCGUUAUCUAUGCCGAGAUCCCUGAGUCCAACGCCUGGCUGACUGGCCUGGGCGUCGUGCUCGGGGUUGGCCAGUUCGGUUUGGCUGGGGUCGUGCUCGGGCCCUUACUUGCUUCGGUUCCGCUGAUCUGCUUCAACCUUGUAAAGUUGUUCAACACGGACAAGAUGGAAUGGCGGGCCUCGGAGGAAGCCCUCCGCCACCCCGCCAUGCGAAGCAGGCGCGGUGAGGCCCACGGUGGCUUCUCUGAUUCUGUACAGCACCGCCCUUCGCUCCUCACGCUCCACCAGUCCUUCUUGCAGAACCAGCCUUCAAGCGACAGCGAGGCCAGAGCACCAGAGCAUAGCAGGGCGGUAUCUGGGGCCUUUUGGAAGGUUUUGAAUUUUGAAGUGCUUGUGACCCGCUACGGCUUUGUCACAGCGCCAGAGCGAGAGUACGUAAGACAUCAGACCUAG
Symbiodinium sp. CCMP2592 is the source of this 2046-nucleotide messenger RNA. The record is from the annotation of a GenBank genome assembly. NCBI's taxonomy places the organism in Eukaryota, Dinophyceae, Suessiales, Symbiodiniaceae.